AGAGGUGAGCAGAGGAGUUUUCCAUGUGGUCACCGUGUGGGACUAAGUGUCCCUUUUUCCUGGGACUCCCACCCCUUCCCCUGGGAAAUCCCUCCUAUUAGGCCUUCUGAUAAAAGCGCUGAGUGCUACAGGAUGGCACAAGGAAGAGCCCUGGUUUCACAGACACACCAAGACUGCUCCAGAGAGGCCUGAAUCAGACACCUAGAAUGAAGGUUGCUGCUGUGGCCCUGGUGUGCCUGCUGCUGGCUACGGUGUGGGCAAAAGAUGUGGACAGCAUGAGCUUGCACGUGGCCUCUUCCCGGUGCUGCUACUCAUUUGUGGAGAGAAAGAUCUCCCAUCACAGAAUUCAGAGUUACAAAGGCACCAGCUCCUCCUGUCCUUACGAAGCUGUGAUAUUCAAGCUUAAGGGUGGCAGAGAAAUCUGCGCCUUGAAGACAAUUGAAUGGGUUCAAGAUUACUUGACAAAGAAGAAGAUCCUCAGGCUGAAGGGAAAAUAAGGAAUUCCUUCCCAUCCUGGCCUCCAGAGACCACAGAGUUCCACUUGUCCCCCAUCUUCCAACUGACACCUUUUCUUCUGCCCACCCUCUUGGAGCCUUAGAGGACUGCAUGGUCUUGAUAAGCUAUGUUGCAACACUUUAUAUAUUUAAAUAUAGAAUCUCCAACUCCU
Molecule: messenger RNA, 667 nt
Organism: Cavia porcellus (domestic guinea pig)
Lineage: Eukaryota; Metazoa; Chordata; Mammalia; Rodentia; Caviidae
Gene: Ccl1
Product: C-C motif chemokine ligand 1
Exons: 3
Coding region: 207-497 (96 amino acids)
Biological process (GO): eosinophil chemotaxis; immune response
Cellular component (GO): extracellular region
Molecular function (GO): chemokine activity
Source: RefSeq, a predicted model, not a curated record